Molecule: messenger RNA, 552 nt
Organism: Schizosaccharomyces cryophilus OY26
Lineage: Eukaryota; Fungi; Ascomycota; Schizosaccharomycetes; Schizosaccharomycetales; Schizosaccharomycetaceae
Exons: 3
Coding region: 169-408 (79 amino acids)
Source: RefSeq, a predicted model, not a curated record
UGAGAUAAAGUCAUUAGAAAAUGGGAAUAUAUAUUAGAGCGACUCGACGAACACAAAUUCACAUCAAAUCCACGAGAUAACAACUUUCACUAAAUUCUUUCUUUGUUUACAAUUUUUUGUAAGAAAUAAAAAUCAACCUUGCAACAUUUAUUACGUUGAGAGGGUAAAAUGAGUCCAGCUAUGAAUUCUGAAAUGAAUGUGCCUCCUCCUCUUGCUGAAGCCAAGCACGUUGGAAAGCGCCUCUUUUCCAACCAAAGUGACCCACGAAAUACAUAUCCAAAAGAGGAGCUUCCUGGUUCCUAUAGAGUUUUGCCUCCCGGAACUUUUAGCACACUAGACUAUCGCGAUGACAGAGUCAACUUUCACACCGAUGCAGACGGUACUAUUACCUAUGUAACUCGGGGUUAAGAAGCAUAAUUGUGAGGAGUAGCUUACCUUUGCCAUGUCUUUCUUUCAUGAGAGUUCAAUUGUUAUGAGACGCGUUAUAGUAUUAGUAAAGAAUUUAUAACAUUUAUCUUUUUUUAAGAAAAAAUAGAUCAGUAAAAGAGAGAA